Messenger RNA from Hyaloscypha bicolor E, 3659 nucleotides. RefSeq lists its product as uncharacterized. The transcript has 9 exons. Lineage: Eukaryota; Fungi; Ascomycota; Leotiomycetes; Helotiales; Hyaloscyphaceae. The record is from RefSeq and is a predicted model, not a curated record. Bases 1 to 3378 code for a protein of 1125 amino acids.
AUGUCACGGCAGUCACCCAAAAACCAGUGUACACCCAACGUUUCAACCUCCUGGGCAGAUCCAAAGUCGAAAGGCGCUUUCAGCCUAACGUCGGUCUUUGAUCUGUUGAGAUACAGUCGCUUUACGUCUCGGAGUACCCACCAUUUGCAUUUGACAAAAACAUUGAAACCGCUUUCGUCGAAUCUCGGGCCCUUGAAAGUCAAAGUUCCGCCACUUCGAAGAAAAGCAUCUUCAAUUUCCUACAUCUCCUCGAGAAUCAGUAUGACGCCGAAUCCACCAGGUAGGAUUCGUUCCGGCCUUUAUCCGCCAUCAUCCACAUCGGCAGUUACGGUACAAUAUUUGAAUGACCGGGCCCUUACAUUUGCAUCUGAGUGGUAUUUCAAACCCGAGGGUGUCAAGCUGGUGAAGGAGAGAUUUGAGGGGGAAUUGGGAAAGCGAAGAAUCGAUGCUGUUCAUGGAUGGAACGACGAAGACCAAACUUUCAUCAUCCGUUGCCAUCCGAAAGAUGUCAAUCGUGUUUGGCCGUUGUUCUACAUGGUAGUAGCCACGAUCAUCAAAGAUGAAACUGGCGAAGAGGAAGACGAUGAUAACAGCCAGGCAUCGUGGACUGCGGCCUACGAGGAAGAUCCACCUCUCCAGAGUGCUUUGAUUGAGCGGCUCCAAGAUUAUCGCAAGAGAACCGGACAGGAUGAGACGUUAAACGAAAACGACACACAACCACAUCCAUCAGAAGCUGAGACUGAUCCGAACGGUCUCUCCCCAGAAGAGAUUAGGUACUUCCAGUCGAAAACCAUCUGGCCGCAGAACAUGGACCCGGACUUGACCUUGACAUUGAAUCUGGAAGAGGUUGUAUCGAGCAAUGACAUCAAGGAGAUCGAGACUCUGACUGGCUGUCGAUUAGUCAAGGUCUUAAAUGAGCGCAAGAUUUACAUUGGGGGCCAUUCCAAAAAGAAAUGCACUCUGGCGCUUGGUAAGCUGGAUAUCCUUCACAAGUAUCAAUUGAUGGCGCCAUACAAGAAGCACAUCUUCUACAGCGAAGGCAAGGAAGACUUCAAACUCAUCCUUAGGCCAAUCGUGGACGUCCAAAAGUUUUACUUCCAGACAACCUUACUUGAGCUUCUGCAAAUCAGUCCCAAAUGCAACUAUCGAAAUCUCCCCGAAGUCACCACGGUUCGCAUCGCACCUUAUAAUCAUGCAAGAUGCUUAUAUGCUUCGAGUAAAACAGUGAAGGUCACUGCUGCAGUCAAGCCCGAGAGUAAGGACCGUGGCCUUGUAGAAUGGAUCGACUUCAAGUACAGUGGAAAGGACGCACCGCCAGAGUACCUUCGGGAUCUGGGUUCAGUCAUACAAACGCAGGCAGGUCUUCCAGUGCCAAUGCAGAGUGCCCCAGCAGUGCAGCGCGCCCCUGUACAAUCGAUCGUUAUCAGGGAUUACAAAGAUGCCGUUAUCGAACAAUGGACCAAGGAUGUUUCUUCGUCAACCAUUCAGCCAGGGAUUGGCCGUUCCGGUGCAUUUGCUGCCAACUCUGGAUCUAGAAACAACAAUGAGACCAAGCCAACCUGGGAUAUCUACAAGCCCUUUGGCGACACCCCCGUUUUACGAAGUGAAGCCAAAGUUAAACAGGUCGGCAACGGAUUGGCGAAAGGUCUGGCCAACAUGAGAAUGGCCAUAUCUGCUCGAGAUUCGGCAGCACUACCUUCAAGUACUGCACAAUCGUUGGUGCCACAACAGUUUGUUCAGAGUCGGCGAUCUACUCCUCCCGCGAACAGCCCACCCUGGACCGCUUCUCAGCAGACUAGACAACAAACGACCAUUACCUCUACCGCACAGCCAGUCACUAACCAAUCGCCUACACAAAGCUUCGUGUCACCAACCAGGGCAGUUUCGCCGGCAGAAUCUUCCAAUGGACUUCCAGCGUCUCCAAAUGUCCAGCCUGCUGCGGCGAGGCCUGUAUCUCGGGCAUCUGUACACAACAAUGCUGAUAUUGACAGCUUUUGCUACCGACAGCCGGAACACAGUCUCCUUGAUGAUGAAAUCUCCGUGACAGACUUCACAGAUCCUAUCAUGCAGCCAUUGGGGUGGGAAGGUCAUACAACAGAAUCACAACAUGCUCCUCAUUCUCGAGUGGAGAGUUUACAGCUUUUGAGCGAGGUUGAGACACGCACAUUCCACAACGCCAUGAACCAACGAGCUCCGAAGCCGAAGUCGAACCCAUACACCGGAAGACUACCAGGACCAGACCCUGUGAAGGCAGCUCCGUCUACUGCGAACGGCAUAUCGGUGAUCGAUCCCCUUCCAGCGUUUGUCCAAGAACUCGAGGAAAGCUUUCAAGAUAUGAUGAAGCCUACCCAGGGUUUCAGAGGAAAAUUACAAGUGCAGGCCGAAUUUGGUCGCAUUUUGUUGAACUCGAUUCACAAGAAACACGUCACGUCAAAAGACUCCACCGACAAUCUUAAAGGCUCCGAGUCACUUCAGAAGCUAUUGGACAGUGCGGACUUCACGACCUUCACGAAUGUCCUGACCACUUCUCCUGGAGAAAUGCCUUUCAUACUGAACCUGAGCGAUUGCAACGGCAAGGAGCGUUGGGACAAGGGUAGCAAAGAUUGGGCCGCAGAGUACGAGUUUUGUUUUAUUGACAAUCUUGCUGCUGCUCACCAGAACCCACGUUUCAGAGUUGUAAUCGAUGCCGAAACCUUCGUUACGCAAAUCAAGAGAUACCGCCCACUCGGCAGCAUCUAUGUUCACGGAGUUACUAGACAUUGGGACUUUCAACUCACUGCUACUGGCGUCGAGAGUGGUCGCGGUCUUAGAGAGAAAUAUGGCGAACUCGCCACUGCUGUUGAGUCAUCCCUGCAUAUUCCUGGAGAAUCCACAACACCAAUCCUUUUCUUCAAGCUAGAUGAACCAAUGUCAAAGCGUUUCGAGCUUGCCGCAGUUCGAGUUUAUCGCAUUCGCCGCUACAAGAGCAAUGACUCAAGGUCCAUUUUGAAGGUCGCAGAGCUGCACUCACUCGAUGUUCACAUGACGUUUGAUCCCAAGAAGUCGUCGACGUUUUUCAAAUUGUCGCCAAGCCCAUCAGACCGCAAGCCUUGUGAGAAGCCAGGAUUGGGACAUUGGUACGAGGUCAGCAUCUCCAGUGCUCAACUCGAUAGCCUAUUGGAGCAGAAUGAGAACCUCGAAUUUGGUGAAGAGGGUCGAUGGACUCCCGAAGGACUUUCCAGGCUCGGGUACGCAAAGUCAAUCUAUCUUCCUGCCCUUGAUAUGCUCAAGAAGAUGGAUGGUAUUGGCCAGUACAACAACAACGGUGUCAAUGUUAGAUCUGGUACCAGUACAACGGCAAGUCAGGCCACUCAAAAGCCAAAGGACGAAUUCUGGUAGACUUUACGUGCUCAUCCAAGCUAGCUGCUGAAUCCGAGCGGGAAACGAAUUUGGUUCGAUGUUGCUUUCAAAUUAUUCCACAUCUUCGUGGAUAUUGUUAGAUUAUGAGGAGCCCAAAUGUUCCUAGCAUUGUUGGACAUUGUCAGAUUAUGACAAUUCGAGGGUGUUCAGCUGGGAGAUUCUCUUACUCCUAAGAAUUGCCACGAUUUAUAUCUCUGUCUCCGUUCUCCGUUUCCGGACGCCGAGACUCUUGUAAAGUAGCAAAUUGAUCUUACUGUAGG